CGGUGUGAGCAGCUUAAAUCACUCCGGGAGCCCUAAAUGUGUCAGACAGGCAGCCAGAGACUCGGCAGGAAGGAAUUGGCGGAUUUCAUAGCAUUUUUUAUUUAUUUGUCGAUAUUCUCUUACAGAUAACCACGUCUCUAUCUAUAUAUAUUUUAUCUAAAACAAGCCCCACAUACCAUGACUGAACAAUCAGCGCUGCUUCUUCGAAAACAGCUGGCAGAGCUCAACAAGAACCCUGUGGAAGGCUUCUCGGCAGGGCUCAUCGAAGAUGAUGACAUCUACAAAUGGGAGGUGGUCAUAAUUGGGCCACAGGACACGCUGUUUGAAGGAGGGUUUUUCAAGGCUUAUCUGACGUUUCCUUAUGACUAUCCCUUGCGGCCUCCAAAGAUGAAGUUCAUUACUGAAAUCUGGCAUCCUAACGCUGCCAUUCUGGAUGUUUCUCAGUCACUCAGAGACAAUGCCUGUUGGACUGGAAUGACAUCAUGCAUUGGAUUCAACACUCUCACUGCUCCGAUGUUUGAUGUGGCGAAGAACGGGGACGUGUGCAUCUCGAUCCUGCACGAGCCCGGGGAGGACAAGUUCGGCUACGAGAAGCCCGAGGAGCGCUGGCUGCCCAUCCACACGGUGGAGACCAUCAUGAUCAGCGUCAUCUCCAUGCUGGCCGACCCCAACGGCGACUCUCCAGCCAAUGUGGACGCCGCGAAAGAAUGGAGGGAAGACCCCAAUGGCGAAUUCAAGAGGAAGGUCGCGCGCUGUGUGCGGAAGAGCCAGGAGAUGGCCUUCGACUAGACCAGUCUCGUCUCCUGACUGUCUGAGAUGCAAGAUUUAGGAAAUUACUCUUCCUGAAGAAAUUAUCUUGAUCUUCAAUAAAGGCUAUGUGUUUUGCACCCUUACUUUCACUGUUUUGGGAAGGGCAAUUCGAAACUAGCCACACUGGUUGUUCUGAAAUAUUUUUUUGCAUUGUGAAGAAAGCAAGCAACCAGCUGAAUAUCUUUGCUUUCCUACCUGGAAUUGUACAUUUAAUUUAUUUAUUUUGAGGAUUGUUAUAAACCGUGUAAGAUAUCACUUCUGUAAAUUAACUUGCUUUUUUAUCUGCCACUAAACCGUUUCUACUUUAUAUCAGGUUUCUUAUGCAAUUUCUUGGGUUUUCAAUUGUGGUGCUUGAAGAGACUGUGAAACAGAUUUAAAACAAUUUCUCAAACUCUUUGCUUGUUUUCCCUGACUGCUCAGGGGGCACUCUUGCAAAAUGCAUUGGUUUUUCUCCCACCAAGGCUGCAACAUUUUCAGUUACUCACAGCUGCCUUAAUUUGUUUUUGGGAGGUAUCCUGUAAAAAUACCAGGCAAUAGUUAGAGUGUGCUUCUGCUGUCAGACUAGGCCCCAAACUGUCAAAAUGCAGCCCCUAGGUAACCACGGAAACAGACUAGAUUUUUCCCCUGCUGUCAAACCAGUUUUUCCCUCUGUGGCUCUGAAAAACGAGUCCAAGAAAAGAAACUUUAAGAUGAGCAAAAAUAAUAGUGCAGAUGAGCCCCAAAAAAUGCUGAACUUGAGUUUUUUUUUUUUUACACCUCCAUGGAUUCACCUUGAGCUUCUCUUGUGCAUUCAUGAAGGGAUUUGUUCAUCUUUCUCUGCUGCAUUUGAAAUGAGUGUGGGUUAGACUUGCACAGGAAUGUGUCUCUCCAAGCUCAAACACUUUGGUUCCGUUUUGGGUUUUUUUUUUCCUCCCAAAUUUGGCAGAAGCACACUUUAGCACGGCAGUGACGUGUCUUCAUGAUUUUGACUCACUGGGUAAUUACACUUAAAAGCUGGCUAUGUAAUCUGCUUUUUCUUUUUAAACCCUGUGUCUACUGCUAUGUUUUUCUUUCUGUAUGCGUGUGUGACAUGCUACAGCAAAAAUUGCUUAGCAAAGGAAACCUCAAAGUGGAAGAGCAGAAUGCAGGUCAAGGUGUGUACUACUGCACUACAGUGUUUGCAAAAGGUCUGGUGUAGAGCCUUGAAAAGUCUUAGAGGUGUCAUUUGUACAGGAAUAGUGAGCAGGAGAUCUUUUACAGAAUGCCUUUUCAUGGUGAUCAUCUUGAAAAGCAUUUUAUGAAGUCAAUUUUCUGUGGACCGGGUGCAUUCAAUGUACUAUUGCAUUGUGAAACGGAAGGGGCGAUUGCAAAACGGUGCAUUUGGCAUCUCCCAUUGCUGAGAUAAGACCUUGCAAUUUGAUUCAAAUUUAAUCGAAUAAUUAGUUAGCAGGUUGUGCCAAAGAAAUGAAAAGCAGGCAUUUGAAUGGCCUUGCAACGGGGCAUUGUAAUUUUCCAUUUUAAGUAAGAAAUCCAGCAAAAAGAAAACCUGUAGCAAUGGCGGGGGGAAAUAACUGCUUUCAGAGGUGCUUCAUGCUCCUAUACAAUAUAUCGGGUAUUUUAAAAAGCUGGCAUACUGACAGGUUUAGGUCUUUAGCUGUUUUUCAUUGUUUUUGGAUUAGAGAGAACACACCAGCAUUUAUUUUGAUUUUGGACACUGAAGCCUCCCAAGAUGUCAGGUUGUUGGUAAAUGAUCAGAUGAUGUACUGGAUGUUUAAAAGUCUGCAUGCUGGCAGCUGGUAUUUGCAUUGAUUUGCGUUUCACAAAUCGCUUUUACGCUGUUUUCAACCCCUUCUUAUUUUUUGAAUAUCACUUUAAAGUAAUUAAUGUUGUAAAGUAUUUUUUUUUACAUUGGCUGCCACUACAGACUGGUCUACACUGUACGCGUUUGAAAGAUCACAAAGCAAUAGAAUUUAAAAAAAACAACAGCAUUUAUUUUGUUACUUUUUAAGUUUUAAUGUUACUGGGGGCAGUGAUCUUAUUUGUUCUCCCACCAGAUUAAUUGUUUGCUGGUCACUCUGGUUUGAUAAAUUUUACCUUUUCCUUUACCCCCCUUUCCUGUUGUAUUUUUGUGUAAAUUGUAUUUAAUCUGAGCCCAAUAAAAUGUGUAAAACCUC
Molecule: messenger RNA, 2963 nt
Organism: Lepisosteus oculatus (spotted gar)
Lineage: Eukaryota; Metazoa; Chordata; Actinopteri; Semionotiformes; Lepisosteidae
Gene: ube2g1b
Product: ubiquitin-conjugating enzyme E2G 1b (UBC7 homolog, yeast)
Biological process (GO): ubiquitin-dependent protein catabolic process; protein polyubiquitination
Molecular function (GO): ubiquitin conjugating enzyme activity
Source: RefSeq, a predicted model, not a curated record